UUUAGCAACAAUGCAAAAGCUAAGAUGACAGGCUAAUGCUACUCCCGUUUGAUAUGAGCCAGCUUCAUUAGCGUCAGUCCUUCGGUCGUUUAAUAUCUUAGAAAUCUCUAUUUUCUUCUAUUAUUGAGGCGGCGUGGAGGCCACAGAGGGACGAAGAGGUCGGCUUAGAUCAUGAUUUCUGCCCUAGCUUGUGGAGCCGUGGUAUUUCCGGGGCUUUUCUACAGCUUCAGGAAAAUACUGAGACACACUUUGACUAAGUGGAGUGAUGCCGACGUGGUGUCGGUCAGUGAGAGGCUCGUCUCCGCCAUCCAUGGCUGUCUGGCUACUGCAGCUGGAGUCAGAGUGGUGACCUCCUGCAGCGACGUCAUGACUGACAGUCACUGGCUGACCAAUUGGUUCGUUGUGUUCGGAGCGCCCUACAUGGCCUACGACAUCUUUGCCAUGUAUCUGAGCCACUUCCACACUCAGAGGGUCAGAGGUCAUUCCAGCUCGAACAGCAGCCACUCCCCGCGCACAGUCAAGGCUUUCCUCAUGAAGGACUGGAUGUUGGUGGUUCAUCACCUGGCGCUGCUUCUCAUUUUCCUGCCCAUCACUCUGUUCUUCAGAAGAGGACUCGGGGAUUUCUUCAUCGGCUGUCUCUUCACCACAGAGUUCAGCACUCCUUUCGUCUCCACGGGGAAGAUUCUCAUCCAGCUGGGCCUCGAUAACGGCAGGCUGCACAGGAUCAACGGCAUCAUCGUCCUGCUGACCUUCUUCACAUGUCGGAUCCUCGUCUUCCCCUUCAUGUACUGGAUGUACGGCCGGCAGUUUGGGAUCCCCCUGCACAGAGUGGCCUUUCAUCUGCCGCUGCAUUGCAACGUGGGUAACCUGGCGAUCCUGGCUCCGCAGGUCUACUGGCUGAUCCUGCUGCUAAAGAAAGCUAGAAGACUGUACCAGCGACAGAAGAGAGACGGAGGCAAAGACAGGCUGAAGACCGACUGACGAGUUGUCUGUUGACCGAAUAGAUUAGCUUUACUCUGACACGAUGAACUAGGACCACUGCUUACUAUUUUCAUAGUAAACAUGUUCUUUAUAAAGUUAAAAAGAAAAACCCUCGUCUGCUUCAUGGUUCAGCUCAAUUGUUCUCACCUGUGUUCCUAAAUUGAUGUAUGCCCAUAUAAGGGCAUGAGACUGCAGGGCUGUGUGCUCACAUACACACACAAGUGUGAAGGCUGUUUUGUCAUGAGCCGGGGAUCCAGCCGAAGAUUUCUGCCUUUUUAAUAAGAAAGUUUUUUCUUACCACUGUAACUUUUGCAGCUUUGCUAAAGUGCUCAUGAUGGAUAGGCCGGAUCUUUGUAACAUAACAAUAAGUAAGGUCUUUUACCUGCUUUUUGUAAUAUAACAAUGAGUAAGGUAUUUUACCUGCUUUUUGUAAAGUGUCUCGAGAUAACACUUGUUAUGAGUUAACGCUGUACAAAUAAAAAUUGAUUGAUUGAUAAGUCACACUGGAUCGUAAAGAGAAGUGUAGAGACUUUGGGGAAUACCUAAAUUAAAAUCUCUAUACAAUUUAAUGCUGGACGCCAAGUUUUAAAUACUGAACUGGAUGUAGUGAUGCCCCAAAUGAAACCCAAACAGGCUGACUUAAUGACAUAUUUAGCCGCGUCAGUAGUGGAUAGAAAUGGAAACUACAAACAGAAACAUCAGAUAAUAUCAAGAGCUCAGACGGAGCUGUCAUCAGAAACGAUGUCAGAAAAUGACGCACAUUUUUGAACUUAUAACCACUGUGUUGUGACGCCUGUCCUACUGAAAUGCAUCGAUUAGAUAAAACUCAUCACAAGAUAGAAGGCAGGACAUAAUGUUGGAAUGAUUUUGAUGAUUUUGAUCUUGAAACUCAGAUAUUGCUUCAUUUAAAUAAAUUUGGCAGGUAAAUGAACUUUUAACUCAGGAACGCUGAAUUUAAAGAGGGAAUGUGUAUGUUUCAUGAUAUGACAAUUCAAAUCUGAGGGGAUGAAUACCUGGAAACAGGAGAGAGACACACUGAUAUUUUGUGCUAGGCACAUUUUUAGAAUAAGAAUAAAUCCCAGAUAAGAAAACUUUAGUGAAUAUCAGGAUCUUCUAAAAACUGUAAGUCAGUUUGAAGAACACAUUUCUUCUUAAGAGCGGUGGGUGAAUGAGGCCCAAAGAUUGUGAAUGCUUUAAAUUAGGUUUUCCUGAAGAUAUUCAUACUUUUCUAGAUUUGUUUAUUUUUACUUUCCAGAAAAGUAAUUUUCUUUCCGAUUUUUCAAAUCUCCAGAUAUUUCUCCCUGAACAGAUGUCCCGGUACAUCCACGAGCAGAGGAGUCUCAGGUGUCUUUGUUGCACUACAUUUGAAUCAUUGUGAGUGUGUUGUGUUGUUAAAGCUCUACGUUUAGCACAAAAUAUUUUUGUAUGAAUAAAAUGACUUUCAUGAAAUCA
Molecule: messenger RNA, 2433 nt
Organism: Labrus mixtus (cuckoo wrasse)
Lineage: Eukaryota; Metazoa; Chordata; Actinopteri; Labriformes; Labridae
Product: TLC domain-containing protein 3A-like
Exons: 5
Coding region: 172-981 (269 amino acids)
Biological process (GO): lipid homeostasis
Cellular component (GO): membrane; endoplasmic reticulum
Source: RefSeq, a predicted model, not a curated record